AUGGCAAAAACAGAACUAACCACAUUUAUGAUUUAUAAAUAUAGCAAUAAAGACACAACUAUGAUAAGCUGGGAGACAGAUGGUAACAAGUACCGGCUAUCGUCCUUCUAUAUGGCACACGGGGAUCCAGUCCCAUCGCAGCUGUUAAAAGAGCUAAUACUGGACAGUGAAGCCUGCGGCAAGAUAUUACUCAUGGGAGGCGACGCAAACGCCCAUCACACUACCUGGGGUAGUUCAGAUAUUAACGAGCGAGAAGAACCUUUGAGCAUUGCAGCAAAAAGCGCAGAAAUUAGGAUAGCUGCAUUCUGUGCCGAGCACAAUAUUCCCUACGCAGCAUUAGACCACUUAUCAGACUUGCUGAAAUCAUCUUUAUCUGGCUCCAAAAUUGCCCACAAAAUUGUUCUCAAACGCACUAAAGGAACUGCCAUUGUCAAAAAUGUUAUUGGUGAGACUGAGAAAUGCAGGCUAGCGGAGAAGUUGAAAAUAACUAAAUUUAGUGUGUUAACGGACGAAUCAAUGGACAUUUCAGCAACUAAGACAAGUUGUUUGCUGGCGAGAUAUUUCGAUGAAGAAGAAGGUAAAAUUGUGUCGAAAUUUUGGGACUUAGUACAAGUAUUGCAGCCUGGAAAAGUGACGAGUGCAACAGCUGAACACUUAUACAAUAAUAUCAUUGCAAGUUUCAAAGAGAGGGGGAUCCCAAUGGCGAAUAUCGUUGGUUUUGGGUCUGAUGGUUGCAGUGUUAUGAUGGGUGUGCAUAACUCUGUCGCUAGUCGUUUGAAGCGAGAUUUACCACAUAUCACUAUCAUGAAAUGCAUCUGCCACUCAUUGCAUCUUUGUGCAAGCGAAGCAUGUGAACAAUUACCAUGUACGUGUGAGGACUUUGCUCGCAAUAUUCACAAUUUUUUUAACAGCAGUUCCAAACGUCAAAGUGAAUAUGUUGAGUUCCAGAUGUUUUCGAAUGUUGAGGUUCACAAGCUUUUGCAUCCUUCCCAGACACGGUGGUUAUCAUUGGCAACGGUGGUUAACAGAAUUCUCGAACAGUGGCCUGCUCUGUUGCUGUAUUUCACUGACCAAUGGCUGACAAUCAAGCUGAAAAUGGCACAGUCCAUUUAUGAGUGUUUGAAUGAUCCCUUCAACAAACUGUUCUUCUUCUUCCUUCAGUGGGUCCUUCCUAAAUUUACUGGAGUCAACAAGUAUUUCCAAUCUGCUAAAGUUGUGAUCACCGAUCUGCAUGAAGUAAUAAUUGACUUAUACAAAACUCUCCUGUAUAGCUUCAUGAAGAGAAACUAUGUCAAUUCACGUCCAUUGUCAGAAGUAGACCCAGAAGAUAAAGUUCACUAUCUGCCAAUGGCAGAAAUGUACUUGGGGGUACAGGUGUUGCUAGGACAGCAGAGCAGACAAGUCCAGGAGCGAUUGGAUUUACUGACACAUUUUCGUGAGAAAUGUCAAGCCUUUUUGAUUUGUGCCUGUGUUCAGAUCAAGAAGAGGUAUGAUUUUACAAAUAGUUUUUUGGAAAAUCUGAGAAUUUUCAAGCCUAAAAACGCCUUAUCCAGCAUUGAACGAGAGAAAACGCCUGCGCUCAUUCCACUCCUAGUCACGCUCCCCAGAGUUUGUGAACAAGAGAAUUAUCAAGACGUGGAUGACCAGUGA
Messenger RNA from Anastrepha ludens (Mexican fruit fly), 1650 nucleotides. RefSeq lists its product as uncharacterized. The coding region runs from base 1 to 1650 and encodes 549 amino acids. The transcript is spliced from 2 exons. NCBI's taxonomy places the organism in Eukaryota, Metazoa, Arthropoda, Insecta, Diptera, Tephritidae. The record is from RefSeq and is a predicted model, not a curated record.